Messenger RNA from Balaenoptera acutorostrata (minke whale), 2105 nucleotides. RefSeq names its product cyclic nucleotide binding domain containing 2 (gene CNBD2). Bases 147 to 2105 code for a protein of 652 amino acids. Lineage: Eukaryota; Metazoa; Chordata; Mammalia; Artiodactyla; Balaenopteridae. Gene Ontology annotation, molecular function: cAMP binding. The transcript is spliced from 13 exons. Gene Ontology annotation, biological process: spermatogenesis. The record is from RefSeq and is a predicted model, not a curated record.
GUCCCGGCUGGCUUCUCUAUGGUGAGCUCGGCGCGCGAGCGUCCGGAAGCUGAGUCCGGGCUCCCGGAAGCGGCGCCCCCUCGCGUUCCUGAGUCUCGGCAGGAGGCUGUGGCUGCCGCAGGCCCGCCGGCCAGUCGAAGCGUGCAAUGGCUGGCUCCGGCUGGUGGCGCCUCCGAGCACCAGUUCGAGGAGGAGGAGAAGUCGAAGAGUCGGAGGAGGAGCCGGAGGAGGGGUCGGAGGAGGAGUCGGUGCCGGAGCCGCCGCUCAAGCCCAAGCCCAAGCGCAAGCCCAAGCCUAAGGAGAAGGGGCCCAGAAGGGUCCCUAUCCUCCUAGAUCGCUUCGGCUUGCAGAUUAAGAAAUCAAGAUACCAAGAGGCAAAGGACUGGUCCAAAAUCAAAAACCUAGGGCUGUACCAGCUCACCAUGGAUAUCAUUAUGAUGAACCGAGUGUGUAGAAUGUUCCGCCAAGGCCUCAGGGGAUUUCGGGAAUAUCAGAUCAUUGAGACUGCUCACAGAAAGCACCCUAUCUUCUCUUUCUGGGAUAAAAAGAAACAAGGCCGAAUCACAUUUGAUACCAUGGACUUCAUUGCAGAGUCGGGUCACUUCCCUCCAAGGGCCAUUCAGAUCACGCAGAAGAAGCCCGCUUGGAGGGCAGAGCGCGAGAUCCAGUCCCUCUGUAACCUCCUGCAGGUUCUGGAUAGUUACCGGAACUACUCGGAGCCCCUGCAGCUGCUCCUGGCCAAGGUCAUGCGCUUUGAACGGUUUGGUCGCAGGCGUGUGAUCGUCAAGAAGGGCCAGAGGGGCAACAGCUUUUAUUUCAUCUACCUGGGCACGGUGGCUGUGACCGAGGACGAAGAUGGCAGCAGUGCCUUCCUGGACCCCCACCCGACGUUGCUGCAAAAGGGCAGCUGUUUUGGGGAAAUGGGCUUUCUAACUUCUUCAGUGAGGAGGGCCACCGUGGUCUGUAUGGAAGAAACAGAGCUCUUGGUUGUUGACAGAGAGGAUUUCCUUGCUAAUAAACUGGACCAGGAAGUUAAAAAGGAUGCUCAGCAUCGGUUUGAAUUUUUUAGGAAGAUGGAUCUGUUUCACUCCUGGUCCGAUGAGAAGCUCUGGAAGCUUGUAAUCCUGGGGAAGAUAGAGAAGUUCUCAUACGGGCAGCUGAUCUCAAAGGACUUUGUAGAAUCGUCCUCCAUCGUGUUUGUGUGUAAGGGCAGCUGUGAAGUACUGCAGUUGAUAAAUCUUGCGACCUCGCCCUUCUACCACAAGUGGAUCUGGCAGCACCUGCAGCUGAUAGACGACAGACCUCCCAACACCCACCUCAAGGAUCUGUCUCCUGUGGAGAGAUUUAAGGAAUUCCAGAUCAGGUCAUAUCCUGUACAGGAUUUUAGUUUUCUGAAACUUCUGCAUCUCCGGAAAGCCCAGGAGCAACAGGGAUCCAGCUUCAGUAGGAAGAUUAAAACCUCAGGAAAUACUCUCCCAAAGACCUUGGGCUCAAAGAUCAAAUCCAGGUGUCCUCAUUUCAUCGAGUGUCCCAUGAUUGAUACGAAGUAUGGUGAUCUCCCCAAGGAGGCUGCAGUGGGGGCCUACAUGAAGAUCCACACCGUGGAGCAAGGAGAAAUCUUGGGCCUUCACCAGAUCCUCCUCCCGGAGAGCCAGCAUGACACUCGGCCCUUGAUCCUGGUGAGCCUGGGAGCUGAGGUGAUACGGGUUAGGAAAGAGAAAUUUUGUGAACUGAUUGACAGUAAGACAAUAGAAAAAUUGUCGAAGUUCGAGAUCAAGUACCCCAGCGAUGAAGAUGUGUGCCAGAAGUUCCUCGAGGAGAACAGCUGGAAUGUCUUCCGGAAGGACCUGAUGCGGCUGCUGGUGGAGCCUCGCCAGUGUCCACCAUUCACCCCAAUCCAGCCCAAGAAGAAAGGGAUCUACGGCCCCAAGGCUGUGAUGCUGGAUUUGUGUAGCUUAGAUAAGAAGACUAAACCUCGUCAUCCCAUUUUUGUGGCACCCCAGAAACACCUCCCCUCAUUGAGGAUUGUCCAAGCCAUUAUAGCACCCCGGUACAAAAUCCAAGAACUCCUGCCUCAGUAUAAGAAUGCAGGGGUCCUUGUUUAG